Molecule: messenger RNA, 5097 nt
Organism: Oncorhynchus keta (chum salmon)
Lineage: Eukaryota; Metazoa; Chordata; Actinopteri; Salmoniformes; Salmonidae
Product: sodium-dependent phosphate transport protein 2A
Exons: 11
Coding region: 1100-2893 (597 amino acids)
Biological process (GO): intracellular phosphate ion homeostasis; sodium-dependent phosphate transport
Cellular component (GO): brush border; vesicle; apical plasma membrane
Molecular function (GO): sodium:phosphate symporter activity
Source: RefSeq, a predicted model, not a curated record
CACAUGGUCAAACGAGGAGUAUACUGUCAUUGUUUGGUGGUAAAGUGUUGGGCAUAAGACGGUAAGACAAGUCUAUCUAAUAGCUGUCACUAAUCUAAUCGAUGUUUUCAUGACCAAAUUAUUUUGUCUCUCUCUCUGUGGCCCCUGUUAACAUUAUCCAUUGUUUGGGAUGUGAGCUAGCAUGUGCUAUCUAGAUAUGCAUUUUUAAUCAAAGGGAUUAGAGAGCUUUCGACUGGCAUUGGAGAUCUUUUUGCACCCACAGAUGUAAAGACUUUGAAUUAUUGAAGUGGAAGACUACUGGCUUGAUAUUCAGCCUCCUCAGCAGCCCCAGAGACAGUGAAAACAGGAUCUAAACCUUUCAUCUACCACCAGGCUUUAUGGUGCCGCUAUGCUUUGCAGAAACAGCGUUUUGAGCUGUAUUUUAAAAGCUGUAGAUCCACAAAGUGCACACUACGAUACAAAAAUCUACACCCUUUAAAUUAACAAAUAAAUAAAUCAAGAAUGAAUGCAAUAUUGACAACUUUAUACAAAAUAAUAUUUAUAUCAUUAAAGUCUUAUUUCACCUGACCUCAGUCAACUGAUCCAACUGGCUUAUUGUCAUAUUCCUAAGGUUCUGUGGGGUCUAUUCUUUAGAACAAUUGCUUGCCGAAGCAGUAAUUUGACUUUACUGUGGUCACUAAUGUCAUUUCUAUAUUACUUCAACUGGACAUAGACUCCUCUACAAUAGGAUGUGUUCCAUGACAGCAUGACCCUCCGGGAUUCAUUAUGUGCUCUGGUGAAGAGGAAAUAGCUGGGACAACAGUCACACCUGGACGGAGACACUUCCCGACCCCCCACCUGGCCUGAAUCCCCACUCAUAAAAGCACAUGUUAAGUGGAGGAGAGGAUUGACACACUCAGGAAUGGAAUAUGAAAUAUAGUGUGACUGAUUUACCUGCAACACUCCAGGCAUAAUGUUGAAAAGUAAACCAUUUAAUUCAGAAUGUUUUGUUUUCAUGCAUGGUUAUCUAUUAACCAACUAAUAGUUCAUCUCACUAUGACAACAGCUUAUCUGAGAUGCCGGGAACUUGUUAUUUUAACCUGCAGAUAUUGCUUCGUCAAUGUCCCAGACUCAGGCAGAGAGAAUGAGAUCAGUUUUCAUCAACGUCUCCAAGAUCCCCCUGCUCUUCCUCUUCCUGUACAUGUUCGUCUGCUCGUUGGAUGUCCUGAGUUCUGCCUUCCAGUUAGCAGGAGGUAAGGUGGCUGGGGACAUCUUCAAUGACAACGCCAUACUGUCCAACCCGGUGGCAGGGCUGGUGGUGGGCAUCCUGGUGACGGUUCUGGUCCAGAGCUCCUCUACCUCCACCUCCAUUGUCGUCAGCCUCGUCUCCUCGGGUCUACUCAAUGUGAGGUCUGCCAUCCCAAUCCUCAUGGGAUCCAAUAUUGGGACGUCCGUCACCAACACCAUCGUGGCUCUGAUGCAGGCUGGAGAGAGGGAUGAGUUUGAACGUGCUGGUGCUAACCCAGGCUACCACCCUGCUGAGAAGACUGUCUCAGGCUGCCAUGCUCACCAACUGAGCUCUGGAGAUAACCCCAAGGAUGCUCAAGGCCACCAGAGAACUCAUCAUUCAGUUACUGAACCACUCACCAAACUCAUCAUUCAGUUGGACAAGUCUGUCAUCACAGGCAUCGCCAUGGGAGAUGAGGCCAUGAGUAACAGGAGUCUGGUGAGGGUAUGGUGUAAGAAUCACAUCCUAACGUCCUCUGUGAACAUUUCUGUUGGUGAUUCCUUCAACUGUACGCCAGUACAACCCUGCUGGCAAAGCAAUGCAACAACCUGGACAACACAGAACAUGACUCUGCUUGUAAAUAUAGAAAAAUGCAGUCAUCUGUUUGUGGAGUCGUGGUUGUCCGACCUGGCGGUAGGCCUCAUUCUGCUCGCCUGCUCUCUUCUGCUCCUGUGCACCUGUUUGUUGCUGCUGGUCAAGCUGCUCAAUUCCAUGCUCCAAGGCCAGGUGGCGAAGGCCAUCCAGAGGACCAUCAACACAGACUUCCCCUACCCGUUUGGCUGGCUGGCAGGUUACCUGGCCAUCCUAGUGGGGGCUGGCAUGACCUUUGUGGUUCAGAGCAGCUCAGUGUUCACCUCUGCCAUCACUCCUCUCAUAGGUAUUGGUGUUAUCAGCAUUGAACGUGCCUACCCUUUGACCCUGGGGUCAAACAUUGGUACAACCACCACAGCUAUCCUGGCAGCAUUAGCAAGCCCAGGGGACAAGCUGGCCGCAGCUUUCCAGGUCGCCUUGUGUCAUUUCUUCUUCAACAUACUGGGCAUUCUGCUGUGGUACCCUGUGCCCACCACCCGCCUGCCCAUCCGAAUGGCCAGGACUCUGGGGCAGCGCACGGCCAAAUAUCGCUGGUUCGCUGUACUCUACCUGCUUCUGUGCUUCCUGCUCCUGCCCUCGCUUGUCUUCGCCCUCUCCAUGGCAGGCUGGCAGAUAAUGGCUGGGGUGGGCGUGCCCUUCGCUGCGACCCUCCUCUUGGUGUCUGUGGUGAACAUGCUGCAGGUACACAGGCCAGGCUGUCUGCCAGUGAGGCUGCAGAGCUGGGACUUCCUGCCUGUCUGGAUGCAUUCCCUUCAACCCCUGGAUACCCUACUCACCAAGGUGACCCUGUGCUGCACUAAAGGAGCCAGCGAGCCUGGUCUGAUACAGUGCUCUAUGGACCAUGAUGGUCCUCAGAAGAGGAGCCACAUGGCUUUGGACAAGCUUGUUCUGUGUUACAUAGACGAGGCCCCCACUGUGGUAAUGUCCCAGGGGUCAGACGAAGCUCCCACAGUGGUAAUGUCCCAGGGGGCAGACGAAGCCCCCACAGUGGUAAUAUCCCAGGGGGUGGACAGGGUCAGGAGCACACGUCUGUAGAUCUUAUGACACUGGAUCAACAGGAAGACAGAGCAGAAUAUCUUGUGAAAGCAGCAUUGUGGACUGCAAGAAAUGAGCAGUGAUGAUCUAAUGUUAUGGAACAACGAGACUGAAGCAGAAAACUGUAGGAGCUUAUGGUUGCAUGAAAACAUGACUCCACUCACAGUCAGUUCCUUUAUGGAUUGCGGAAAUCAUGCAUGAUGCCAGCAGCUACAAAACAAUGUUUACUGUGGUUGAGUUAUGUCAUGUACUGUACUUCAAAGCCACGGAAUCAAUGAGAGUUUAUUAUUUACUCACAGUAACUCUAUUUCCAGACAAAUGUUUGGGCCUAUCGCCUAAAGGACAUAUGUAUUAUAUCAUAAUUUCCCACAAUCAGGAUAGCAUUUCACUUUCUGUCAAAACAUACACUUCUUCCUCUUUGCUAUCAGUCAGGAGAGGUUAGUAAAUGUCUGUCUCUCUGCUGAAAAUGCAGGAAGUCUGAUUGAACAGAAUGACAAAAACCACUCAGCCAAUUAAAAGGCCUUUAAAAAAAAGAAUACAAGUUAUGCAUAUGAAUGGCUGCGUAAUUGAAGCUAUAUAGGAGGGAAUGGGCGCCUCCACAUGCUAAUUAUAACGCAGCAGGGCUCUGAAUGGUUGAUUAAACAUCCAUUUGGUGGCAUAAUGCCAAGUGAUUUCCCCAGUUUCAAUACAUUUUAGGCUUAACGUCUCCUCGCUACUCUUUAAACAAUUGGUACUUUUAACCACAUGCAUAUUCCAGAGAGUUAAAAUUAGAUGAUUUGAUCAUUUUGUUCAAAAUCACAAUUAUUGUAGUACAUAUAGGAGUUUCAUAUUUGGGAUGAGAUGGGAAGCAAUUGUUAUAUAUGCUAAAUGUAUCAAGUCAACUGUGUGUAACACAGAUAGACAUUCAUCUGUCUUUCCUGUUUAAAAGACACAGCAGAGCAGGGCUUUUCACCGGCCCAGUUUCUCCAACCGAGCUGAGACAGACAAGACAGUUGCCAGUGUCAUGAAACUAGAAGCUAGAAUAGAAUUGAGUAAUAAUUCAGAAUAUACCUCAUCUAACAGUCGGCAGAAAGGGAGUUUGAUAUCAUCCAUAAUAACCAAGGACGAUAGAUGAAGAACAGCCAUGAGAUGGCAUGUUUUUAUUGCAUAAGAAGUUCUUGAGGCAGACCUAUUUAAGUGUAGACUACUUUUCUUGUGACAGAGGCCUACAGAUCCUUCCAGUGCAGAGCCCUACACUACAGCUUCCAGUACAGAGCCCUACACUACAUCUUCCAGUACAGAGCCCUACACUACAUCUUCCAGUACAGAGCCCUACACUACAUCUUACAGUACAGAGCCCUACACUACAUCUUACAGUACAGAGCCCUACACUACAUCUUACAGUACAGAGCCCUACACUACAUCUUACAGUACAGAGCCCUACACUACAUCUUACAGUACAGAACCCUACACUACAUCUUACAGUGCAGAGCCCUACACUACAGCUUCCAGUACAGAGCCCUACACUACAUCUUCCAGUACAGAGCCCUACACUACAGCUUCCAGUACAGAGCCCUACACUACAUCUUACAGUGCAGAGCCCUACACUACAGCUUCCAGUACAGAGCCCUACACUACAGCUUCCAGUACAGAGCCCUACACUACAGCUUCCAGUACAGAGCCCUACACUACAGCUUCCAGUACAGAGCCCUACACUACAUCUUACAGUACAGAACCCUACACUACAUCUUACAGUACAGAACCCUACACCACAUCUUACAGUACAGAGCCCUACACUACAGCUUCCAGUACAUAACCCUACACUACAGCUUCCAGUGCAGAGCCCUACACUACAUCUUACAGUACAGAGCCCUACACUACAUCUUACAGUAUAGAGCCCUACACUACAUCUUACAGUACAGAACCCUACACUACAUCUUACAGUAUAGAGCCCUACACUACAUCUUACAGUACAGAACCCUACACUACAUCUUACAGUAUAGAGCCCUACACUACAUCUUACAGUACAGAGCCCUACACUACAGUUUACGUGAGCAGUUGUGCAACGUAUAAUUUUUACAUGAGUAUGUAAAAGAUGUACAAGAUGUGAUAUUUAACCCAAAUGUAAUUUAAGUCUUAAUUGCAGUCUUUCCUUGAAUUCUGUGAUUUUAUUAAAUCUGUGCCAAAAUUGUGGUAGGAACGUAACAUUAAAUUAAAUUAACGUC